Messenger RNA from Corythoichthys intestinalis (scribbled pipefish), 4270 nucleotides. It is a transcript of the gene enpp6, whose product is annotated as ectonucleotide pyrophosphatase/phosphodiesterase 6. Gene Ontology annotation, cellular component: plasma membrane. The record is from RefSeq and is a predicted model, not a curated record. The transcript is spliced from 8 exons. Gene Ontology annotation, biological process: lipid metabolic process; choline metabolic process. The coding region runs from base 70 to 1395 and encodes 441 amino acids. NCBI's taxonomy places the organism in Eukaryota, Metazoa, Chordata, Actinopteri, Syngnathiformes, Syngnathidae. Gene Ontology annotation, molecular function: glycerophosphodiester phosphodiesterase activity.
CUCUCCUGUUGUGACAGCGCUGCUGCCAGCGAACGUAGUACUUAGGAGCAGAAGAGGACACGAGCACUCAUGGCGUCCUCCGCUUGUGUCUUCGCGUCUCUGUUGAUGCUUAUUGUAGCGGGACAGCCAGGUCUUGCUGGCCACCCGUUACUUGUCUUUCUCAUUGAUGGUUUCCGCUACGACUACAUGGACGACCUAAACUCACUACCUGGCUUUAAAGACCUAGUGUCCAGAGGGGUGAAAGUGGACUACAUGUCGCCGGAUUUCCCGAGUUUGUCUUACCCGAACUAUUACUCCUUAAUGACAGGCCGUCACUGUGAUACUCAUCAAAUGGUUGGAAACUACAUGUGGGAUGAAUCCUCUGGGAAGGAGUUCCUGCUUGGGACCAAUCCUGACAGCAGAUUGCCUCUCUGGUGGAAUGGAUCAGAGCCUUUAUGGGUCACUUUGCAGAAACUUGGGAAAAAAGUGUAUAUGUACUACUGGCCAGGCUGUGAAGUGGAGAUUCUGGGGAUUCGCCCAACCUUCUGUGAAGAGUACGUCUACAAUCCAUCAAUACAAAACCUUACUGAUUCAAUUGAACUCUCUCUCAAUUUACUCAGGUCAGGAAACGCAAACAUGGCAGCAAUAUAUUAUGAAAAAAUAGAUGUAGAAGGACACCACUUUGGUCCAGACUCCUCACAGAUUAAAGCAGCAGUUCAACAACUCGAUACAGCAAUGCAGGUGCUCAACAGCAAAAUCAUAGAGAAGGGCAUGGAGAAUAAAGUCAACAUUGUGCUAUUUUCAGACCAUGGAAUGACAAAAAUUCAAUGGAUGGAAAAGGUAAUAGAAUUGGACAAGUAUAUCGAAAUGCCAGAUGUUGUCAAGAUGAUGGACAAAGGACCAGUAGUCAGUUUGUGGGUCAAAGGAGAGAAGUACCAACAGGUAAAAACAGCUUUGUCAAAAGUCCCAAACAUGCAUGUUUAUGCCAGAGAAGAGAUUCCUGAACGCUUCCAUUAUAAAGGAGGAAAGUUUGUUGCCCCUCUGACACUGGUGGCUGAGCCUGGCUGGUUCAUCGCUGAGAAUAAGGCUAAUCUGCCAUACUGGAAAAAUGACUCGAGUGGGCAAGCCUCGGCAUGGCAAAAUGGCUGGCACGGUUACGACAACGAAUUUCGAGACAUGGGAGGCUUUUUCUUGGCAGCAGGACCUGACUUCAAGCAGAACUUCCGUGCUGCUCCUAUUCGAUCUGUGGAUGUCUAUAAUGUGAUGUGUCGGACACUUGGAGUAGAACCAUUACCAAAUAAUGGUUCCUGGUCUCGUGUUGAGAAGCUCCUCAACUCUUCACCUACUUUCCACUUAGCCACAACCCAGUGGACCUGCUACAUGGCUUUAUUAGGAACACUCUUAGCACUUUGCUAAUAAAAGACACCAAAGUUGAUAUAGUUUACAGAUAUUUUGCACCAAUUUAUAGAAGCUCCAAGAGCUUGAUCACUAAUAUUGAUUCUUGAAGCCAAUCUUAAGAUUGGUACUGUAUUUAGGAGUGUGAUUAAAAGAACAAAAUCUGCAGUUAUGAAAUUCCAGAUCAAAAAUAACAUUGUUACUACAUAGAGAUGCGUUUAGUGCUGAGGUAUUUUCAAGUCAAUGUCUUUUUAAUAAUUCAGACAUUUAACAUUUUUCUGACUGAGAUUAGGAACUAUGAAUGCAAAAUUUUUAUUUUACUUUCGACAUAGACUUCAUAACCUAUUGACAUGACGCGGGAAAUGGGGCCGAUUCUUAUGGGGCCUAUUUUAAAAAACUUCAGAUUCAAAUAUUUUCAAAACCAAAGCUGCUACCGACCUAAAACCAAAACAGGCACCUACCUUAGCAAUAUGAGUCUCCAUGAGCAGCGGCAUAAAAAAAUUCGAAGUCAUUCCCUUAUAAAAUCCCAAUUAAUUAUUUUUAUAUAAGUAUAACACAACUUAAAAUGACUAUAAACGUCUCAGAUUCUACACUACAUGCACAAAAAUCACCAAAUUCAGGCUCAAUAGCAAUAUUUACCAUAUAAGUUUUUGACUAAAAUAGCAACUUCAUUUUUUUUUUUCAUUUACUGCAAAUUUUCAACAGCUAAAUCACUCAAUGUAACAUCAGAAACUUAAUACUUGAGGAAAACAUGCAGAAUCAAUUAUAAAUAAUAUGUAAAUAGAAUAUUAAUAAAUUCUUCAUACAAUCACAACUUUUUAUAGAAUCGAAUAGUCCUUUAUAAUCGUUAUACACUAUAUAUUGUUAGCGAAUGAGGCUAGCGGUCACCUGGUGUAAACAGAGCUUUUCUGGCAAAAAUUCUUGUGAAUAAUGCUUAGAGCCCCAAAUUCAUCAUAGAUAUGGACGUAAAACAGUCUCGAUUCUUGGUUAAAAGCAAAGAAACUGUGCAAAUAACGUUUAUUUUACGUAUAUUGUCGAAGUACAAUGCUACUCUUUUAGGGUUACUAGCGUAAACACAGCUUUUCUGGCGAAAAUUAUUGUGAAUAAAUGCUUAAAUCCUUGAAUUCUGUAUAGAUAUGGACAUAAAACCGUCUCGAAUCUUGGUUAAAAGCAAAAGAAACCGUGCAGGUAGCGUGUAUUUUAUGUAAAUAUGGCGAAUGUGCGGCUCGUCUUUAAGCCGCCUCCAUGUGUAAGCAAAGAAGAAAAUUCUUGUGAAUAAAUGCUUCAAUCACUGAAUUCUUUAUAGAUAUGGACGUAAAGGUGUCUCGAUUCUUUGUUGAAAGAGUUAAAAACCGGGCAGUUACACAUCUAUUUUACGUAUUUAUGUCAAAGAAUGACCCCAAUGCCGUAGCGGUUCCUAUUCUCCCAUUGAUUUUUUUUUCACAAUGUUUCAAAAUGCAUGCAUGGUGCGAAAAAUAUAAUAUUUACCUUGAAUCCUCGAACAAAUCACUCCUGAGACAAUCCUUCCUGUUUGUAUGCAGUAAAGCUUUCGUAGUUCUUCCAAAAUCCAAGCUUAAACCCGGCUUUGACAUGACCGUGUGCCGCCUUCGACUAUUACUGAAUGAAGAUUCAAGCUCGGCCCCCUAUGGUAAGGCGUCACGCAAAGAGUGACAAAGUGUCACAUCAAUAUUUAUGAAGUCUAUGCUUUAGAUUAAUAUUUUUUGCGUUUUUGAUCAAGUUGGGUUUCAUGCAACAUCGGAAUUUGUGUAGCUGACCACAUAUAAGCAGGUUGUUUUUUUCAGCAAUUAAAAUUGCUAUCGUUUAAGGUUCUUUAUAAAUCUGCACAGACAAUAAUUUCUCUGAAGUCAACCUCACCUUGUAACUGACUGAAGUCAACUUUACCUUGGAACGGUAGAGGGAAAGCUCCCACGUACAAAGGAAUUCCUCAUUUCUCUUGAUAUGAAAUGCAGUCACAUAGUCCCAAAUUUUGCUCCUGGUCGAUAAGCAAUGAAAGGUGUGUCAGUUAUAGCCACUCUGUCGAUUAAAAAAAAAAUGUUCCCAACCAAUUGUAAGCUCGCACGCUCCAGCAGACCAGAUCCUUCACAUCUCCGUAUCACUUGGGCCAUUGAAGCAUCAAUUAAAACAUUCAAAGACAAUUUUGACUAGAUAAUUCUUAGUUAAUAAAAACAAAAACAAAAAAUGCCAAAACGAGAAAUAUUCUAUAUAAAGCAUAUUUUGAUAUUCACUUUACAUCUGUACAUCUUAUAUUAUUCAAUCAAUAAAAUUUCUGUUUGAUAUUCACUUCACAUCUGUAUAUCUUAGAUUAGUCAAUCAAUAAAAUGUAUUUGUUCUAAAAGUUUCAGUAGGCUUGUCUUGAAUACUGUCAGAGUUUUAUUCUAGUGAACAGCAGUUGCUCAUUAAAGUAAAUGAUGAUUAACAGACGGUUAAGAUUUGAUCUUGCCAAAGACUCGAUCUUCAAAGCGCCACAUGCGUCAAUCAUCGUUUAACUUAUUAAACAGUUGCUGUGGCAACUCAUUGUGUGUAAGUCAGCAGCUGGAGCGGAAUCACUCAAUGAUGCAUUAAAUAAAAACAAGCAUUUUUUUUUUUCUUUUUUAAAUGGACUGGGCAUCUAUUUAUUUUCUUGUACUGUCUAAGGACUUGGGAAUCAAAAUUGUGAGAAAGCAUGGCCAAUCUCAGGGCUACAAGUCCAUCUCCAAACACCUGAAUGUUCCUGUGUCUACCGCGCGCAGUGUCAUCAGUAGGUGUAAAGCCCAUGGCACUGUGGCUAACCUCCCUAAACGUGGACGGAAAAGAAAAAUUGACGAGGGAUUUCAACGAAAAAUUGUGCGGAUGGUGGAUAAAAAACUUGGACUAACAUUCAAACAAGUUCUGUCCU